This is a messenger RNA of Echinops telfairi (small Madagascar hedgehog), 2723 nucleotides long. RefSeq names its product cardiotrophin like cytokine factor 1 (gene CLCF1). The coding region runs from base 1306 to 1821 and encodes 171 amino acids. Lineage: Eukaryota; Metazoa; Chordata; Mammalia; Afrosoricida; Tenrecidae. The record is from RefSeq and is a predicted model, not a curated record. The transcript has a single exon.
CCGUGUUGUGGUGUCUCUGGCACGGGCAGGCAGGGUGGGGAUGGAGGGGCCCCACCUCCCAUGUCUGUGUUCCAGCUCGCCCCUGCCCCCAUCCUGGGGCCCUGGGGCUCGGGACCCCUGGGCCUCCCUUCUGUCUGCCUCUCCCACCUUGGUUGGGCCUCCUCAGGGUCCUGGGAAAUGGGGCCACAGGGACCCAGGCAGGUGGUGGCAGGGGCUCAGGGUGGGAUGAGUGUGGGCCCAAGGUGUUUGGAAGCCCAGGAGGGAAGACCGAGGUCAGAGGAGCCAGGGGCCGUGGGGAGCUGGCUGCUCUUCCGAGUUCCUCUCCAGUCCCAGACCCCAUUCGGCAGCCAGGGAAGGAAGGGGAGGAGGGUGGCGGGGAGCUGGCUCCAGCCCCAGGACACACCGAGGAAAUUAGUUUGUCUCUGUGCUUGUCAGUGUGUGAACCUCCCCCGGGCCCUCAAUCCCAGGCCUCGCCCCUCUCCUUCCCUUUCUCACCGCUGACACGGCUUCAGCCCUUUCCGGCCCCCCCACGCCACCCCCCUGCCUCUCCCUAGGACUGGCAAGGACUCUGCCCUGCCUCCUCCAUGCCUUCCAGACCCUUCCUCAGCCGUUCUCUCCAGAUGCCUCAGUGUCUUCCCUGCUCCGACCAGCAGAGCCCUUCCUUGGGGUGUCAGUGGAUACCCGUAUGUCUCCUGACCCUGCAGACAGCUGACACCCACCCAGCAUGUCCAGGGCGAACGAGGCAGCCCUGUCUCCCUGGCCAGAAAACCAGCCUCCCUUCUGCUACCCCUCUAGUUUCUGACCCCACUUCUCUCCUGCCUACCCCUGCCAAAUUUCUACACCCUCUGCCUCCACUUCCUCUCCACCUCCUCACUCCUUAACCCCCGGCAAUCUGGCCUCCCGUUCGCUGCAGUGGCUGCUCUCCAGGGCCGGCGGAGGCAGCCUCCGCGCCACUCAGUCACCUCUUGGCCAGCCUGUCCUCACUCACUCUCCCAAUUGUGACUCUGUUUUGCAGCUACACUGUCAAGCUCUGCAGCCUCCUGGGCUCCUCUCCUGGCCUCCUCUACUUCUGCCUUGCCUUCGGCACCUCCUCUUGCUAUCCACCUGCCCCUGGGCAGUCUUCAGGGCCUGGCUGAGUGCCCACUGCGGCCUUUCUCUCUCUGCAUCUCUCAGCAGCGCUUCAUCUGCCGCCUUCCUGCCAGUGGCAGCUGGUCGGAGAGGUGUGGUGUGGACACCAAGCCAGUAGCAGGGCAGACCUGCAGUAGACACUCCUUCUCAGAGCCACUGCUCUGCCCACCCCUCCCCAUGGUCCUCUCCUUUCUGCAGCUGAACUACCUGGGCCCCCCUUUCAAUGAGCCUGACUUCAACCCACCGCGGCUAGGGGCUGAGACCCUGCCCCGGGCCACCGUCAACUUCGACGUGUGGCGCAGCCUCAACGACAAACUGCGGCUGACCCAGAACUACGAGGCUUACAGCCACCUUCUGUGCUACCUGCGUGGCCUCAACCGCCAGGCCGCCACAGCCGAGCUGCGCCGGGGCCUGGCCCACUUCUGCACCAGCCUCCAGGGCCUGCUGGGCAGCAUCGCGGGUGUCAUGGCUGCCCUAGGCUACCCGCUACCCCAGCCCCUGCCUGGGACAGAACCCGCCUGGGUCCCCGGCCCUGCCCACAGCGACUUCCUCCAGAAGAUGGACGACUUCUGGCUGCUGAAGGAGCUGCAGACCUGGCUGUGGCGCUCGGCCAAGGACUUCAACUGGCUCAAGAAGAAGAUGCAGCCACCAGCAGCGGCAGUCACCCUGCGCCUGGAGGCCCCCUCCUUCUGAUCGCAGCCUGGCUGCCCCUCCCAAACCUGUAACUGCCAACACCUGUUGAGCCAGGAGAUGGAUGCCAUGAGCCUCGGGGGCUUCCCUGGGUGUGAUGCAGUGGCCUGGUCCCACGCCCGCCCCCACCUCCCGAAGUCCUGCAGGUCUGGGAAAGAGGUGCAAUAGCCCCAUCCCAUGCCCACAGGAAGUACUGCUUACAGGAGCCCUGUGUGGGCUCAGUUGGCGCCAAGGCCUCACACCCUGGCUUCCUGCCACUGCCACCCACACCACCCAGCUCCUCUGGCGCAUGUCCUGGAAGUGUGACAGCAGCACUGGGACCGGGGCUGCCACAGCAAGUGCCUUCUAGGGGGGAAGCCUUUUGGCGGCUUCCUCUCCUUGGAAACGGGUGGUUUCCCUAUUCUGAAGCCCUUCCACAGGUCCAGCUCAGGAAGCAAACACGGUGGCUGGCAAGACUGAGCAGAAAGAGGGGUGGGGUAAAAGCUGCAGAUCGGGCCGGAUGGGGUCAGCCUGGAGGUGGCCUGCCCCCAGAGCGAUGUUGCAGAGGGGCAAGGCAGACUGGAUCCAGAGGCCACCGAGGUAGCCAGUGGCCCCCAGUAGCACAGCCAGUCAUAAGGAGCAGCAGGGCCAUGCCUGGAGGGGUCCACCAGCAGGCAUUGGGUGCCAGCUCAUUCCCUUGUCUCAGGCUGGGGAGGGCCACUGUGGCCACAGCCACAGGAUUUCCUGAAAGUUUACAUUGCAGUAGCAUUUGGGGGCGUGGGGGCAGUUCCCCCUGGCCCUGCCCCCAGCUCCACCCACUCAUGACUCUUAAGUUUGUGGUAUUAAUAUUUAUUUAUUUGGAGAUGUUAUUUAUUAGAUGGUAUUUAUUGCAGAAUUUCUAUUCUUGUAUUAACAAAUAAAAUGCU